Messenger RNA from Chelonoidis abingdonii (Abingdon island giant tortoise), 3871 nucleotides. It is a transcript of the gene HMGCS2, whose product is annotated as 3-hydroxy-3-methylglutaryl-CoA synthase 2. The record is from RefSeq and is a predicted model, not a curated record. NCBI's taxonomy places the organism in Eukaryota, Metazoa, Chordata, Testudines, Testudinidae. Gene Ontology annotation, molecular function: hydroxymethylglutaryl-CoA synthase activity. Gene Ontology annotation, cellular component: mitochondrion. Gene Ontology annotation, biological process: acetyl-CoA metabolic process.
AUGUUCCGCCUCUUCAGUCAAACCAGGUGCUGUUUGCAAGUGAAGCGAGCGCUGCAGAGACAGGAGUGGCUCCUUCGGCCAGCACACCUCACAGCUGCCACACAGCAGGCCAGUUUCUCCACCGUCUCUGUGGAGCACUUGUCUCGGUCGGAUUCAUGGCCAAAGGACGUGGGCAUUCUUGCGCUUGAAGUUUACUUCCCUUCGCAGUACGUAGAACAAGUGGAGCUGGAGAAGUAUGAUGGCGUGGAAGCUGGGAAGUACACCCUGGGCCUGGGCCAGAAGCAGAUGGGCUUCUGCUCAGCCCACGAGGACAUUAACUCCCUAUGCCUGACCGUGGUGCAGCGUCUUGUGGAACGCAGCCGUCUCUCCUGGGACUCCAUUGGCCGGCUGGAGGUUGGCACAGAGACCAUCAUUGACAAGUCCAAGGCCGUCAAGACAGUUCUAAUGCAGCUCUUCCAGGACUCGGGGAACACGGACGUUGAAGGCAUUGACACCACCAACGCAUGCUAUGGAGGCACAGCCUCCCUCUUCAACUCUGUUGACUGGGUGGAGUCCAGCUCCUGGGAUGGGCGCUAUGCAAUGGUGGUCUGUGGUGACAUUGCAGUCUAUGCCACUGGCAAUGCCCGUCCCACGGGAGGGGCAGGAGCUGUAGCGAUGCUGGUUGGACCAGAGGCCCCUCUGGUGCUAGAGAGAGGUGUUCGGGGAACCCACAUGGAACAUGUAUAUGAUUUCUACAAACCAGACCUGGCUUCAGAGUAUCCCAUGGUGGAUGGGAAACUCUCUAUCCAGUGCUAUUUCCGGGCCCUGGAUCAAUGCUAUUCUGUCUACCGCAAGAAAAUCCAGAGCCAAUGGCAGAAAGUGGGGGUGGACAAACCUUUUACCCUGGAAGAAUUCCAGUUCAUGAUCUUCCACACGCCCUUCUGCAAACUGGUGCAGAAGUCUGUGGGGCGAAUGAUGCUCAAUGACUUUCUAGCAGCUCCCAACCCCGACACGCAGAGCGGCCUCUACAAAGGGCUGCAGGCCUUCAGGGGGGUGAAGCUGGAAGACACCUACUCCGACAAGGAUGUGGAGAAGGCCUUUCAGAAAGCUAGCCUGGAAAUGUUCAGCCAGAAAACCAAGCCCUCGCUGCUCCUCUCCUCUCGCAACGGCAACAUGUACACCCCGUCGAUGUAUGGCUGCCUCGCCUCCCUCCUCGCACAAUACUCUGCUCAGCAGCUGGCUGGCUCCAGGAUUGGGGCCUUCUCCUAUGGCUCGGGAUUGGCUGCAAGCUUGUUUUCCAUGCGCGUCUCACAGGAUGCUGCCCCGGGUUCCCCCCUGGAUAAGCUGGUCUCCAGCCUCUCCGACCUGCAGACUCGCCUGGAUGUCCGGAAGCGUGUCCCCCCGGAGGAGUUUGCAGAGAUCAUGAAGCAGAGAGAGAAAAGCCAUCACCUGGUGAACCACACUCCCCAGGGCUCUAAGGACGACCUGUUCCCUGGCACCUGGUACCUGGAGCGAGUUGAUGACAAACAUCGCCGGCAGUAUGCCAGGAGGCCACUCUAGGGGGGACAGGCUGCCAGACCUGCCCAGCCUUGUCAGAGCAGACCCCCAGGCAAUGGCCGAACCACCAACGCAGAGCCUGCAGGCUCCCACUGCACCAGCUGCAAACAUCCUGGCUCCAUUAUCGCAAACAGAAAGACUUGUUCUUCUUCCCAGGGACUGCACGCUCGACUGAAGGGCCCCAUAGAGAUAAUGCAGCCCCACGUGCCUGGUUAGAGCCUCACACCAUUUGCUGUGUCGGUGCCCAGAUUAGGACAUUCUCUGAUGCCAGGCGCUCAGUCCGUCCCUCCCCUUUGGCAUCCCUUUGCUGGAGGAGUACAUUUCUGUAGUGGCAGGGUGAUCACUUCGGUGUGUGAGGAUCACCUCUCUCCCCUUUGGCCAGCUCCAACAGAACUUAAUGGAGCUCAAACCACAGGGUGCUAUUGAAAAGAAAUAAAUUCCAUAAGCCUUCAGAGCAAUGCUGAUAUAGGUUGAACAGAGCCAGAGCCUGUCAGUAGGUUGUUUGAAAUUCUCCUCUAGGAUGGUUUAAAAUUCAAUAGAUUUUUUUUUUGUUCUCUUUCUUUCUUCAGCGCUUUCCCCCACGGGCCCUUAGCUCCUCCCUUCAUAGGUGGUGCUAGCUGUCCUUUGGCUGAACUGACCUAUGAAGAAUGGCUCAGACGAUGUCACUCUGCAGAGUGCUGUACUACCUUCUAUUCCAUAUGCUUUUAUACAUAAAGCCAUUAUGAAAAGCGGGGGCAAACACAGCCACAUCACACUAUGAAGGGAAACCUAUAGGCUGCAGUUAAAUGAGAGGCCCUUGUCUGUGUGGAGGGUGUGACAGUGUUCCUGCCACCAGAGGCAACGAUCCUCUGGUAAGUCUGUUCUUCAGACAGCGCUGUGGAGUCUCAGGUUGUGUGUGUGAGCCCCUAAAAGGGAGGAAACAUGCUGGACCAGUGGGCUGCACAGCUCUGUGCUAGACAGUAGAAUGCUGAGAAGCGAAACUCCUGACUUCUAUUCCUGGCCCGGGGACAGGAGGGUGGCCUAAUGGUUAAAGCGUCUAAGUGCUGUGUUUAACUAUUCUUUGCAUUUAUAUGGUGUCCAUUCUUUAUUGCAUCCUCCAGCAUUUUGUGAUGUUGGCUAUGCAGGAAUCAGUCCCAUUGGAGACCUCACAGUCCAACACAUAGAUUUGGCACAUUCAUUCUGAGAGGCAAUAUGGUUACGUGAAGGAUUCUGGGAUCUGCCAUAUUUGAGAUCUGGAUCUCCCAGGCUUGCAAAAUGGGUAUGGAGGAGAAUGUUCCUGCCCUGUCACUUCAGCUAGCACUAGGAGAUCUUGCUCUGUAAUCAGGGCUGGGCUGUGCAGUGCACACAACUAAUUCCAGUGCCUGGAAGAGCUGCGAUUAGAACUCAGUCUUCUCCAGGCUCACAACCCUGCGCCGCUUUCCCUCAACCAAAGGAUAUGGUGGAAAAAUAAUGCUGCACUUAUCUGUGCAGCUGCUUGGUAAUGAUGCAGGAGGCUCAGUGGGAUUGGGAGCCAGCUCAGUGCACUUAGAAUGCCCGGGAAACUAAGAGCAAGUGUCUAGCAAGUUCUACUGGGCCUGUGCAAAUGGUAAAUUUCUGCAGCCUCUAACUUGAUCACAGCUGUUCAUGAGAAUUUGAAGCAGCACCUCUGAGUGCAUGAUUAGCCCCUGGCCCAACUGUCAUGCUCCUCCACCAAGGGAUGGUGAUGCUCAAGGGAGUUUAAAACGUCUACAUAUAUUAAGAGGAAGUGGGAAGAUUUUUAAACCUAAUUGUGAAAGGAUGACAAUUUUUUUUUUUUUUCCAAAAAAUUAACCAAUGGCAGUGACCAGUUGGGGAAACUUCAGUCUGAGGGGUUAGUUUGAUGAUGUUAUAAACAAAUGAAAACAAGAGGUAUAAUGGAAAAUGUUCUCUAGGGCUGGUGCAGGCUUGCUCCUCCUUGCAGUCUAAUACACAAAAAAGUGCACUUCUGCAGAAUGCCCCCCUCCCCCUUUUUAGGGAUGGGAGAGGCAGAAACACUGUCAGGCCUUCUCUACAGAGCGAGAAAAAGAGGGCUCAGCCCCUCUUGCAGAUCACCUUAUGCAUGUGUUCUGCAGUAGAUGCACUCGCCAGGUUUCCUAAUGGGCCAAACUCUAAUUUUACAGUAGAAUAUGCUGAAGUCCAGCAAAGCGUGAGCUUGACAUGAAAGAGCUGUGUGACAAAUUUGCUAUGGAAAGGGCCAGUUGUUUCUGCGUAAUCUCUCUUGGGGGGAGAGAGAGGAGGUGCCAUGGCCCUCUCACCAUGUUAAAAAUGGGCAAAACUUUUUUCCCUACUCCCGGGGGCGAAAGUAACAAAGGACGUA